AUGGCUUCGCGACUCCUCGAACUCCCACGAGAGAUCCGAGAUCUUAUCUAUGAUUAUGUCCUUGUACGCGAUGUUAUUCCGGUCCAAUGUGCAGCCGUCCUAUCGGAAGUCGCAGCUAGCCGCAGCCCUGGGAUUUGUAGACAGCUCGACAAGAACUACCCGUUGAGACGCAUACGCGCUACGCGCCGCAUUUGGUACAUACCUCGCUUCGAUAUUGGUCUGACCUCCGCGGCGAACGAUUCAGGGGAGCUGAGGAACAUCCAGAUGACGUACCAACUGGGAAUGCCAUCAGAUAUGCUGUCCAGCCGCAGGAUAGAAAUUCGGCUGUUGCAAACAUGCCGACAAAUUUACCACGAAGCUAGGAAGUCCUUCUACGGAAAAAAUCUGUUUAGCUUUACAGCAGACUUUAGCGUCCCGACUGCGUUCGCGUUCCUGUGCGACAGGCCUGCCACAUCCCUGAAGCUUAUCUCGUCAAUCAAGCUUGUUUUAGUGGAGGCGAGCAACUUGAGGGGCACUAUAGGAGCUCAUUAUCCUGUGCUUCGCAGGUCAACAGACUCGCUGGUGUUGCAAUUCGCUUACAACCACUUCACGGAUCUUU
Molecule: messenger RNA, 598 nt
Organism: Alternaria postmessia
Lineage: Eukaryota; Fungi; Ascomycota; Dothideomycetes; Pleosporales; Pleosporaceae
Exons: 1
Source: RefSeq, a predicted model, not a curated record